Acaulospora colombiana is the source of this 191-nucleotide messenger RNA. NCBI's taxonomy places the organism in Eukaryota, Fungi, Glomeromycota, Glomeromycetes, Diversisporales, Acaulosporaceae. The record is from the annotation of a GenBank genome assembly.
CAACAUUGGGUGCAACACCGUAUAAGGGUUUGAAGAACAAAUUACCAUGGAUGUUUAGAUGCUUGGGAUGUCCUUUUUUGGGCCUGUUUUACUUUUGUAACGUGGGAACCAGAAACUAUAAAGUUAAAAGUGAAGACAUUGAAAUUGAGAUGAGCGCAAUAAAACUGAAACAAUUCCAUGAGGAACCGUAA